Drosophila elegans is the source of this 576-nucleotide messenger RNA. Its product is annotated as bolA-like protein DDB_G0274169. The transcript is spliced from 2 exons. The record is from RefSeq and is a predicted model, not a curated record. The coding region runs from base 29 to 481 and encodes 150 amino acids. Gene Ontology annotation, cellular component: mitochondrion. Lineage: Eukaryota; Metazoa; Arthropoda; Insecta; Diptera; Drosophilidae.
ACAGCUGUGCCAGAAGCAUACUGGAAUCAUGUCAAGUCUUGCCUUUCGCCGAUUCGCUGGAGUUUCCUCGCGAAACCUGAAUCAAGUGACGCCCUCGGCCAGCAGCUUGGCACAGAUCCUCUCCAGAGCCACCAUGUCGCAGCAGGCGGGCCAGUAUCCGCCCAUCGAGUUCGCCAUGCGGAAGGCACUCACCACGGAGCUGAAGCCGGUGUUCCUGGAGGUCAUCAACGAAUCGCCCCAGCACAAUGUGCCCAAGCGGUCCGAGUCCCACUUCCGGGUGUUUGUCGUCUCGGAGAAGUUCAACGAUCUGACCCUCAUCAAGCGCCACCGAUUGGUCAAUGAUACGGUGAAGAAUGCCCUCAAAGCAGCCGGAUUCGAGUUCAUGCACGCCCUGUCCAUCGAGGCCAAGACUCCGAAGCAGUGGGAACCGGAACAGGAGCCAGAGAAGAGUCCGCCGUGCCUGGGAGGCCACGGCAAGUAAACCUGGAGAAGCCCAUUCAAUGUACAAAGGACCUACUACUUUACUACUCACAAAACCAGCUUAAGCAAAUACAACACAGAAAUACCAAUGGAGAA